AUGCUGAGGCCCGUGAGGUUUGAGAUCGUGUUCGACGCCCCCGGAGCUGUGUACUUCUCGUCGCAGACAAUCACCGGCCACGUCCGCCUCGAAGUGAGGAGCCGAUCACGCUCAAAGACGCCCAUGCUGAGGCCCGUGAGGUUUGAGAUCGUGUUCGACGCCCCCGGAGCUGUGUACUUCUCGUCGCAGACAAUCACCGGCCACGUCCGCCUCGAAGUGGAGGAGCCGAUCACGCUCAAAGGCGUGAAAAUGCGGUUUCGCGGUGAAUGCUGCAUCCACUUCACCGACACACCAAGACAGAUGUUGUUCAGUUAUGAAAGCAAGCGAGUGUUUAAUUGCCGGUGCGUGAGACUUCGGUCCUUGGUGCCAUGGAGACUAGAACAGCGCUGUAUCCGCCCCUGUUCAUCCCACAUUCCUCUCACGCCCACCCUCCCUCCCAACAGGUACGCGGGCGGCGUGGACAACCCGGGCUAUAUUCCCGACAUGGAAGUCUCGAAGGAGGAGGCGAGCGACCCGCCCACCAGACGGGCGUCACACCGACCCCGAUCGAGCGAACACGCGUGGAAGGAGGCCUCGCUGGACGGCCCCAAGCAGCACUACCGCGCCCAGGAGACCUACUUUGACACCGAAUUCUACAUCUACGGACACAAGUAUCAGAAGGACGAGAAGGAGACGCUGCCGGCGGGGGUGCACGAGUUCCCGUUCGCCUUCAGCCUGCCGCCGAACCUGCCGCCGAGCUUCCACGCCGACAAGGGCUUCAUCUGCUACGUGGCCGUGGCGACGCUGGACCGGCCGGCCGCCGCCAACAUCGUGUACAAGGCUGGCUUCAGCCUCCACAGCAUCCUCGACCUCAACAUGGACUCCUUGGCGGCAAGCAACGUCAGCAGCAGCAAAGCCAAGAACCUGUGCUGCUUCUGCUGCCAGACGGGGCCUAUCACCCUCGCCGCCCGCAUCCCCCGCCGCGGAUACGUCCCCGGCGAGAAGAUCCUGGUGUCUGCCGAAGCCGAUAAUGUCUCGGCCAGGAACACGCGCCGGACGAGGCUCCUCCUCCUGCAGGUAAUAACCUACAUCAUGCCCAACGGCGUGAAGGAAUUCGUGGAGGAAAGAGUCCUGAAGGAAAUCGUGCGCGGGAUCAUACCCCCCGGAGAGUCCGACCUGUGGGAGGAGGUGGCGAUCACGGUGCCGCCUCUCGUCCCCGCCAACGUGCAUCUCACCUGCAGGCUGCUCCACGUCGACUACAGGAUCGAUAUGAUCCUGGAACCGCCCCUUCCGUCGGGGGACCUCCGGGUGAGCCUCCCUAUACUGAUCGGCUCUGUGCCCCUGAGGAACUGCUUCUCCAACUUCCUGCCGCCCAACGAGACGCGAGAACCGUGUGGGCUGCCGGGCAUCAACUACCCCAAUUUCCCUCCCUACUGGUACGGCGAGUACGUCUACGACCGGGUGUCACUGGAGAGCAUGUACGAGCGGAUAACAGGCAUACAGGACGACUUCGGGCCCCAGUAUGAGCCGGUGACGAUGUUUGCGCCCACGUACCUCUGCUACACCCCGGGCAACAAACUUGGAAAUAAACCUGCUAGUUCUUGAUAAUGUUGGUCUCUGGUGGAUUAGCGGUGUUUGUGAU
Molecule: messenger RNA, 1621 nt
Organism: Penaeus monodon (black tiger shrimp)
Lineage: Eukaryota; Metazoa; Arthropoda; Malacostraca; Decapoda; Penaeidae
Product: arrestin domain-containing protein 17-like
Exons: 10
Coding region: 1-1584 (527 amino acids)
Biological process (GO): protein transport
Cellular component (GO): cytoplasm
Source: RefSeq, a predicted model, not a curated record